AGAGCGGGCAGAGCGGGCCGCUACCCCCACGGGCCAGGUCAAGAUGGCGCUGGCGGCGGGAGCGCGCGUGCAGGCCCGUGCCCUGCUGCGACCCUGGUCCCGGGUGCCCAGCGCGGCCCCGGGGCGGACGCCGGCGGCGGGAGGCGGCGGGCCCGGCGCGCGCUGCUUCGGGAGCCCGCGGGUGCUGGUGGAGCCGGAUCCGGCGGCAGGAGUGGCUGUGAUGAAGCUCAGGAAACCCCCGGUGAACAGCCUCAGCCUAGAGUUUCUGACCGAACUGGUCAUCAGCCUGGAGAAGCUGGAGAAUGAUAAGAGCUUCCAGGGCGUCAUCAUCACGUCGGACUCCCCCGGGAUCUUCUCAGCCGGCCUGGACCUGAUGGAGAUGUGCGGGAGGGACCCCGCGCACUAUGCCGAGUACUGGAAGGCCGUGCAGGAGCUGUGGCUCCGCUUGUACCUGUCCCACCUGGUGCUCAUAUGCGCUGUCAACGGAGUCAGCCCCGCGGGGGGCUGCCUGUUGGCCCUCAGUUGUGACUACCGGAUCCUGGCGGACAACCCCAAGUACACCAUCGGGCUGAAUGAGACUCAGCUGGGCAUCGUCGCCCCCUUCUGGUUCGCAGACACCCUGGUGAACACCAUCGGGCACCGCGCCGCGGAGCGCGCCCUGCAGCUGGGGCUGCUCUUCCCGCCCGCCGAGGCCCUCCAGGUGGGCAUUGUGGACCAGGUGGUGCCUGAAGACCAAGUGCAGAGCACAGCCCGGUCGGUGAUGGCCCAGUGGCUGGCCGUUCCAGGCCACGCCCGGCAGCUGACCAAGAACCUGAUGCGCAAGGCCACAGCCGACCGUCUGCUCAAGCAGCGCGACGCGGACAUCCAGAACUUUGUCAGCUUCAUCUCCAGGGACUCCAUCCAGAAGUCCCUGCAUGUGUACAUAGAAAAGCUCCAAAAGAAAAAAGGCUAAGGGCUGGGCUGUGCACAUGGCCUUGUGGCCGUACAUGCCUGUCUGUGGCCCUGAUUCUGAGAUUUUAAACAAGGUAUUUUCCAAUUUAAAAAGACUUUCAGGGAUCCCUGGGUGGCGCAGCGGUUUGGCGCCUGCCUUUGGCGCCUGCCUUUGGCCCAGGGCGCGAUCCUGGAGACCCGGGAUCGAAUCCCAUGUCGGGCUCCCAGUGCAUGGAGCCUGCUUCUCCCUCUGCCUAUGUCUCUGCCUCUCUGUGUGUGUGUGUGUGACUAUCAUAAAUAAAUAAAAAUUAAAAAAAAAAAAAAAAAGACUUUCAGCGACGCCUGGGUGGCUCAGGGGUUGAGUGUCUGCCUCUGGCUCAGGGCGUGACCUUGGGGUCCUGGGAUUGAGUCCCACUCCCCCUUGAGGAGCCUGCUUCUCCCUCUGCCUGUGUCUCUGCUUCUCCGUAUCUCUCAUGAAUAAAUAGAAUCUUUAAAAUUAAUAAAUAAAUACAUGCAUACAUAAAAGUA
This is a messenger RNA of Nyctereutes procyonoides (raccoon dog), 1458 nucleotides long. RefSeq names its product enoyl-CoA delta isomerase 1 (gene ECI1). The transcript is spliced from 7 exons. NCBI's taxonomy places the organism in Eukaryota, Metazoa, Chordata, Mammalia, Carnivora, Canidae. Gene Ontology annotation, biological process: fatty acid beta-oxidation. The record is from RefSeq and is a predicted model, not a curated record. Gene Ontology annotation, cellular component: mitochondrion. Bases 44 to 952 code for a protein of 302 amino acids. Gene Ontology annotation, molecular function: enoyl-CoA hydratase activity.